UGGUGGGAAAAUUGUGUUCAGAUAUGGGAUCUAAAGGCAUUUAUAUUUUGAGGAGGUUUGUAAAAGCAUGAAGGAAACCUGUUAAAGACAGUCAGAAUAGUUUUGCUGUGGUUGAACGAAACCGCCACUAGAAUUAUAUUGCUGGAUGAGUUGGUAAGCAAAGCUUGCUCUCGCGUAGCAGAAUGUGAACACAAAGCACGAGGAUAUCAUCAAGGCACAAGGGUGACCAUUUACUGCCCCCAAAAACUGAAUCUGGUGGGUUGAGGUAUAGAAGUUAGUUUGGCACCAUUUAAGGAUCAGAUCAGACUAUAAAAUUAAGAGGAUUAAUCAAAUUAAAGGUAAUUGCAGAACAUUUCCUGCUUUGAGAAUAUUCUGGUAGCGCCAAUUGUCUGAGUCUUUGGUGUCAAUAGACACAACCUGCUCAUGCUCCAGAAACUUUUCAGUAACUCUGUCAGUCAACAAUUUAACAUUUGCAAAACAACUCAAUUGAAGAGGUGGAGCUGCGAUUAUUUCCAGAACCGGAUGCAUCGAAACAGAGAAGUACAAGAUGAAGACCUACAGAAGUUCUGCUCCCGCAUUACCACACUCUUGCAGAAUAAGGAAUACAACAAGGAGACUACUGAUUCUCUACAGAAACUCUUCCUGAUUGUCUCAGCAACAAAAUAUGGCAGAACUCUUCCCAGGGAUGUCCUACAGAAAUUCCACAGCACCUUAUGCUUCCUGAAGGCGCCACAGCCAGUCCUUGCUCUGUGCUCGGCUAUUCUGCGAGAGGUCCUGCCAUGCACCACUUUGACUUUAUCUUGUGAUGAGGUGAAUGAUAUGAAAACCAUGAGUCUUUUAUCAAGUAUAAUACUGGCUCAGGGCAGUAAAAAUGGUGACAUAGAAGCUGUGUGUAGUCAUGUUCUGAAACUGCUAGAAGCUCGCCAAGUUGAGAGUCAAGGUUCACGGUUUCUUCUGCCUAUCUUGUCCAAAAUCCUUGACGUUGCACCUACAACUCUCAACGAAGAGCAGGUGAAUGCUGUUAGUAAGAAGCUUGUCGAUUGGUUGCGGUAUGCAAGUACAUUACAAGGUGUCCCUCUUUCUUCUGGAGGCUUCUUUAGUCCAAGAUCCCGACAGCCUGCUUCCAUUUUAGAGGUGGAUGGAGCGGUGGCAGGUGAUUUCUUCACGUUACUUUCCAUUGGCCACUAUUACACUGAGGACCAAUGGCUCAACAUGCACUCAUUCUCCAUGAUCAGAAAGUGGCUGCAGUGUUUUGGGGCAAGUGGCUUCAACAGCAAUGAUGCAGAUGAAAAGUCUGAAUUAGACAGCUCUGUAAUGUCAAUAGUUUCUGCUUCCUCAACAUCAAGUCGUCUGAUGCCACCUAAAGAACGUCUGCGGGAGAAGACGUUUGAAUAUUGCAAUCGGUUAAUUGAGCAGAGUGAUAGAAAAGCUAUAAAGAAAUCUGACUCAGAACUUCAGAAAGCUUGUCUUAUCGAAGCAAUGAUUCUGUUGGACCUGAUCUGUCGACAAGAUCCUUCGUUUGUGUAUCGAGCCUUUCCAGUGGUGAAAGCACUAUAUGGGAGGAUCUGUGCAGAUUCUGGUUUUGCCAGAGUGCUGCUUCCAGUUGUUCAAUUCUAUCUAAAUCACAGUGAACUUGCAGCUGUGGACUCUGAAGCUAUUUACAGACACUUAUUCACCAAGAUCCCUUCUGAACUAUAUCAUGACUCAAUGGUGGCCUUUGAAAUUGUCCAGUUUUGCAGGAGGAAUAGAAAAAAACUGAGUGAGAAUGUUGGUAUUUUCCACAAGAGUUUUCCAAAUAUUUUCAAGUUCCUAGCUUGGAACGCACCUUGCUUGUUCCCUGAUUUCAUUGAAUUACUGCCUGAGCUGAUUCGUCCAGACACAUCGUUGGAGAUCCUGCAUUCGUUGCUUGACCUCCCUUGCCUGACUGCAGCACUUGAAGCCCAACUCAGGUCGCAGUCCUCUCUUGCAAGUGAGAAAAUGAUUACAGAUCAGAACAGAAAGGCUCUAAACUCUGCAGAAGCAUUCCAGAACCAGUAUUACCGGAGCAUGUUUUCAUAUAUCCUCCGGGUAGAGGCAGGAGCUGGGGAUACUAUUGACAGAUUAAAUCUGCUUCACGAGGCGCUUUUGGACAUGGCUCAGCGGCCUAGAGUUGUACAAUGUGCUCAGACUGUUCCCAUUCUGUUGCAGGUUUUCUUCAAUGUUGUCAUCAAGUUUGCAGAUGGUCCACUGAUCAAUCAGCUGGUUCUGGUUAUCCUGGAACGUAGCAGUCUCCUAUAUGACAUCCCUGACUUCAAAACUGAAGUUCAACGUGUAUUCAGUUCCCAGCUGUUGGUGUUAUGUAAACUAUACCCACCUCUAAUAGUUGAACAAUCCAAAGAGCUGCUGGAAUUUUGUGCAACAGUCAGCAACAUUAUCAAUAAGGAGACUUUCUUCACUCAUGUGGUUUGGGCCAUCGGUGAGUACAUGUCCUUUUCGUAUGACAGAUGCUGCACAGUGGAACAAAUUACCAAGUUCUUUGAAACUCUCGAAGCAUUACUUUUUGAGAUCACACAGCUGCGAGCCUCUGCCCAUGUCCCCAAGUACUCGCCGCGGGUUAUCACUAUUCUCAUGACCACCCUGGCAAAAUUAGCAUCUCGGAGCCAGGACCUGAUUCCAAGGGUCUCUAUGUUCCUGUCUAAGAUGCGGCCUUUUGUACGCAGUGCUAUGAUUUCCUCCAUGUACAGUGAGGAGGAUAUUCAAGAAAUCCUGACCCGUGCCACUGAGCUCAACAAUCUGUUAAAAGUUCCAAAUGUAGCUCAGGUUAUAUUGGGAUCCUCUGUGGACAUUGUCAAUCCAAGGUGGUACAAGGAUACCAAUGCUUCAUUACCACUCACCUUGAGGACAAUCAGCAAAGUGCUGCAGAGAGAGCCAGCACCAGGAUUCUCUGCAUAAAAUCUCUGAAAUGUGUAUGAUUUUGUGUUUUCUAAGAAAUAUUUAUAAAUGUUCUUCCAUUUUUAUGAAGUCUUCUAAAAGCUAUGCCAAAAAUCAAACUGAUUAAUAGGUGUUCAAUGUUGAGUUCAUUACAAUUAGACCACUAACAUAAAAUCAAACAGUACAGACCCUUUGGCCCAUGAUAUUGGGCUGAGCAUUUAUCUUGAUCUAAGAUGAACCUGACCGACACACCCCUCCAAUUACUACCUGCAUGUGCCUAUCCAAGAGUUGCUUAAAUGUCCCUAAUCUCUCUAACUCUACCACUAACCCCUGGCAGUGCAUUCCAUACAUCUACCAAUCUCUGCGUAAAGAACUGUCCUCUGACAUCUCCCCUGUAAAUGAAAGCCAAAACACCAUAUGCCCCCUUAACAACUCUAUCAACUUGAUGACAACUUUAAGGAAUCUAUGUAGGUGGACCCCAAGAUCCCACUGUUCCUCCAUACUGCUAAGAAUCAUGUCUUUAACCCUGUAUUCAGUAUUCAAAUUCUA
Molecule: messenger RNA, 3459 nt
Organism: Chiloscyllium plagiosum (whitespotted bambooshark)
Lineage: Eukaryota; Metazoa; Chordata; Chondrichthyes; Orectolobiformes; Hemiscylliidae
Source: RefSeq, a predicted model, not a curated record